AUCGAUGACCAUGCUGCUUCGUAAAUAAAACCACGAGUUCGAGAACCACAAACAUAAAUAAUGGCUCGAGCACGGAAAAUACCAGUGCGCAAGCAUCACGGCAUCCGUGAUCCUCUCAAGCAGCAGGAACAGAGGGAAAAGAAGUUGUCCAAAGUGACCAACAAUCCGCCAACGAAGAGCGAUGAGCAGCAUGUCUCCUUCAAAUUCAAGCAGUUCCAACAGUUGGCAGACGGGGCCAAGGCCGGCAAGAAACUUAGACUAGGCGAAAUCGGUAAGGAGGACAAGCCCAAGGCCUCCACGAAAUCGUCGGAUAAACAGAGCGCCUCGAAGAACACGCGCAACAUUAAGCAAAUAGCCAAUGAGUCGGACACGGACUACCUGCGGCGCGUGAACCGCAUUACCAGCGCCUCGGUGCGUGAGGCCCAAUACGAGGCUAAGUACGGAGUUAGUGUGAUACGCAACGCCAAGACGGGUGAAAUAACAGUCCAGAAACGUCCCAAGAACGAGAUCGACGAGCUGCUUAAGCAGAAGCAGAAGGAGCAGCGCAACGCAGGGAAAAAGGGGCGCAAGAAGGCGAACCAAAAGCCAACAAUGGAUGCAAAGACCAGCAAGGAGCUGAUCAAACGCGCCUUCAAGGAGGCCAAAGAGGAGAAGUCGUCGGACGAUGAAAAUUCACCGAUUGUCGAGUACAAACGUGAUACGUUCGCCUUCGGUGAUAUUGUGCACGCACCGCCAGCGUUAAAGACACGUCCACGCAAGGCGACAAAGGACGAUACCACUGCCCGACCCGGACGCAAGUCGAAUCUGCUGCUCAAAUCCUUGCUGGACUCUGGACAGCAGCCAUCCGCCACUCCUGAUGCUGACAGCCCAAUAGCAGCGAAGCCCAUCGCCACUCCUACGCCCAAAAAGUCUCCCAAGGUAUCCCUUAAGAUGCAAAUGAAGGGCAAGCGCAAGGAUCUGCCCAUCGGCAUGCGGUCCAUGCUGGAGACCGAGCGCGAAAAGAUGGUCCUGCUCUAUCGCAAGCUGAAAGAGCAAAAGGCUGAGAAAAAUACAUAAUAUUAAUUCUUAGUUAAACUUUUUCAGACUCUUUAGAUUUAAACAAAUAAAAAUGUUAUAUAUAUAUAUAUUUUUGAAAAUACCAGA
This is a messenger RNA of Drosophila obscura, 1143 nucleotides long. RefSeq lists its product as uncharacterized. The record is from RefSeq and is a predicted model, not a curated record. The transcript is spliced from 2 exons. NCBI's taxonomy places the organism in Eukaryota, Metazoa, Arthropoda, Insecta, Diptera, Drosophilidae. The coding region runs from base 61 to 1056 and encodes 331 amino acids.